Lactuca sativa (garden lettuce) is the source of this 1414-nucleotide messenger RNA. RefSeq names its product putative pectinesterase 14. NCBI's taxonomy places the organism in Eukaryota, Viridiplantae, Streptophyta, Magnoliopsida, Asterales, Asteraceae. The record is from RefSeq and is a predicted model, not a curated record. Gene Ontology annotation, biological process: pectin catabolic process; cell wall modification. Gene Ontology annotation, molecular function: pectinesterase activity.
AACCCUUUAAUCCAAAGCCAUGAACACCAAAAGAUUAUUAUUUUGGUCGUCAGCAACUGCCAUGGCUAUCCUUUUCAUCAAACUCGCCUUCUACACCAAAUCAACCAAUAUUAUCUUUUCAACGGGAAGUGAAGUCUUUUCUAUUUUCAAAAGAGUUUAUGAGCAAACUGGAAUUCCUGAGAUCUUUUAUUUCGUAAGCCAGAUUCUUGGCCCAACAAUGAGUGAUAAGGCCACUUGUGAUGAAAAUAAAUGGAAGUCUCCACUCAUAUCGAAGUACAAGGUCGAGCUAGUUCUGACCGUUGAUCAUUUGGGUUGUGGGAAAUUCAAAAGUUUACAAAAGGCAGUGGACGCUGUUCCAGAAGAAAGCCAGAAAACAUCAUUAAUCAUUCUUGAUUCAGGCACAUACAAGGAGAAAGUGUUGGUGAGCAAGAAGAAGACUAAUUUGAUAAUUCAAGGCCAGGGUCGUCUCAAGACAAUGAUCGUGUGGAAUGACACUGCUGCUUCAAGCAACGGCACUAUCUACAGCUACACAGUUUGCAUUUAUGGUAAAAAUUUCAUUGCUUACGACAUCGGCUUCAAGAACACAGCUCCUCGUCCACAGCCAGGUGUAAUCGGAGCACAAGCUUUGGCACUGAGAAUUGCAGGUGACCAAGCGGCUUUCUAUAACUGCGGGUUUCAUGGAUUUCAAGACACUCUUAAUGAUGCUGAAGGAAGACAUUAUUUCAAACAAUGUUAUAUCGAAGGAACAGUUGACUUUAUCUUUGGGAAUGCUAGAUCAGUUUAUGAGAAUUGUACAAUUAUCUCGUUAGUCACUAGUAAGAUUGUUGGAGCUAUAGCAGCACAAAAGAGGGAGUCGACUAAAGAGAAAACCGGGUUUUCGUUUGUGAAUUGUAAGAUAGAAGGAAAAGGUAAGGUGUGGCUUGGUAGAGCUUGGGGUUUAUAUUCAACUAUCGUCUUCUCAAAAACUUUCAUGUCUGAAGUUGUUUCUCCUGAUGGAUGGAAUGACUGGAAAGACUCCAAAAGAGAUCAGACAGUUUUCUUUGGGGAGUAUGGGUGCUCGGGUCCAGGAGCAUCAAGCCAUUCUAGGGUUAAAUACGCAAAGCAACUGACCCUAGCAGAUGCAUCUCCUUUCAUGAAUAUCUCCUACGUUGAUGGAAAUGAAUGGAUUAAACUGGUGAAUAGAAGAGAAGUACACAAUCGCGACAUUCAUCACGCCCUUCGUGCUGAUUUGGUGGAGCACAUUUAUAGGGCUCAUAUUCAGCCCUCGUUAGAGUUUCCUCACGAUGAUUUGUUUGAUAAAUCAGACGAGGAUUCUGAUAUGUUCGUCGAGAGUGAAGAUUCAGACGAUGAGAGUGACGCUGGGGAAAAUGAGGAAGACGAUCAAGGCGAUGACGAAGAUGAUGAUUCCGAGUGA